Molecule: messenger RNA, 935 nt
Organism: Vespa crabro (European hornet)
Lineage: Eukaryota; Metazoa; Arthropoda; Insecta; Hymenoptera; Vespidae
Gene: MED18
Product: mediator of RNA polymerase II transcription subunit 18
Exons: 2
Coding region: 189-848 (219 amino acids)
Biological process (GO): regulation of transcription by RNA polymerase II; termination of RNA polymerase II transcription
Cellular component (GO): core mediator complex; mediator complex
Molecular function (GO): transcription coregulator activity
Source: RefSeq, a predicted model, not a curated record
CAUAAAAGUAUUUAAGAAAUGAUUUAAUCAUAAUAUAACAAAUAUAUACUAAUAUAAUAUAUACUUAUAUAAUUUAAUAACAUAAAAUAACAACGUUGAGUCUUGAGUGAUAGAAUAUUGUUUUACACAUACAAUAGUUUGUUUAAUGUUUUAUAGUAUACUGCAAUAUAAAAUCUACUAUUUGAAAGAUGACAACCCCAAUAAGUACAGCAAUGGAUAGAUUAAGUGCUGCAUUAAAUUCAAAUAUAAUACCAAAUCAAGAAUAUUUACUCCAAGGCUCGGUAUUAGACAGUGCUGUGGAAGUGUUGCUUCAUAGAUUAAGAGGCUUAUGUGAUAAUGUUGAUAGCGGUCCUGAAACAUUCAACGAUCAUGAAAUGUGUUUUAGUAUUAGAAGAGGACCUCCUCCUGAACAACCAUUACUGUUAAGAGUUAGAAGGGCUUUGGAUUAUCAAGAUAUGCCUUGGCAAUUAAGAUAUAUAGGUCAACCAGAAUUAGGUGAUAAAUCACGUCCUACAAUUGUACGCAGUAGCAUAGAUAUUGCUACCAGCAGUACCGUAGUUGAAUUUUUAACAGAAUUAGGUUGUAGAUUGGAUUUUGAAUAUAUAGCUAGAGGUUACAUGUUCCGCAAAGGUAGAAUGAAAGUUACAGUAUCAAAGAUUUUUAAGAUGGGUCAACAAGGAAAAAUACCUGAAAGUGUAGAAGCUAUAUCCCAAAGUUAUCUGGUAGAAUUAAGUGUUCUUGCACCUAGUGGUCAAGAUGCAAUAGCAGAGGAUAUGAGAAUAUUCGCAGAACAGUUAAAACCAUUGGUUCAGCUUGAAAAGAUUGAUUAUAAAAGACUUGUUCAUUAAAGUAUACAUUUGAAAAAAUAUAAAGAAGAUAUAAAUAUCAUAUUUUGUAUUAGAAUUAAUUUAAUAAAAUAUAAUAACAUUGCAAAA